AGCGCCGCCCCCGGGGUCCUCCAUCGAGCUGCGUACGCGUCCCUACCUGAGCGCCGCCUCGGGCGCCCUCCUCUGACCACCGCCACGGCGUCCCUCUCCCGCCUACUCGCAACGGCCUCCAUCUCGGCGUAGGACCGCCCGACCGGCCUCCUCCAUCCUGACGGGUUUGUUCCCUAUGCUGUGGCUGAUGGAAACGCGUAAACGGAGAUUUUUCAGUAACAAGAUGGCGCAUACCAAAGGCACAAAAGAGGGAAGAUGAACCUACUGAAAACUGCACAUUUGGAAAUUAGUCUUAGGCUGGAUCAAGAGGUAUUCGAGAAACAAAAGAGGCCGAAUCAAGAUGGACAUGGCAGAGCCCGUAUCCUAGGCAUCAAAAACGCCUGUGCGUUGCAGAGGGAGAGAAAAAUAUGCAGUCGUGGAGCAGCACAAAAACCAGCGAGGGAGAGUUCUCAUUCGAGCAAAGUCAAAAGCAAAAUGGUUGAUGAUUCAUCGGAUAAGUCUUCAGAACAGGAUAUCUGUGGUCUGUCUCUGUCUCUCUAUCCGCCUAUCCACGGCCAUGAAUGCCGCACUUCUUGGAAGGCAUUCCGGAUUACAAGAUGAAUGUGUGUACCAAUGCUUUCAUUUUUAUAUUGUUUGAAAGCGCAAACCCAUGUUGCCAACACACUAGUCUUGUGCUAAAUAAUGUUUCGCCAAUGAUGUCUGAGAGUUGAAUAAUAAAACAUCUAGAAGUUCAAUAAUAGACAUCAUUAUUGAAAUAUUUUAAAUUUAUAGACCCGAUAAUUGUUGUUUUUUCACCA
Molecule: messenger RNA, 797 nt
Organism: Lolium rigidum
Lineage: Eukaryota; Viridiplantae; Streptophyta; Magnoliopsida; Poales; Poaceae
Exons: 5
Coding region: 256-600 (114 amino acids)
Source: RefSeq, a predicted model, not a curated record